Drosophila obscura is the source of this 3748-nucleotide messenger RNA. Its product is annotated as transportin-1-like. Gene Ontology annotation, biological process: protein import into nucleus. Gene Ontology annotation, cellular component: nucleus; cytoplasm. Lineage: Eukaryota; Metazoa; Arthropoda; Insecta; Diptera; Drosophilidae. The coding region runs from base 243 to 2933 and encodes 896 amino acids. The transcript has 10 exons. Gene Ontology annotation, molecular function: small GTPase binding; nuclear import signal receptor activity. The record is from RefSeq and is a predicted model, not a curated record.
CCAAACAUAUCAAAAGCGCAACACUGUAGCUGGAUACUAUCAUGAUUUUCGCAACACCAUCAAUAGAAGCGACUAGCAUCAAAACAUCGAUACUAUCGAUAGUUCCCUCGGUGGUUUGACACCUCUAGUGCAAAGUGAAAAAAAGAGAAAAUUUAGGAAAAAGUUCAAGCAAUUUUCGAGGGAAUUAGUUUUAACGCACAUCCCAAUUAUCAACAGAAAGUGGAAAGAAGAGCAGCUACACAAUGACGUGGGAACCACAAGGAGACGGUCUGCAGCAGAUCAUUGGGAUUUUGAAAGAAUCUCAAUCCCCGGACACAGCGACCCAAAUGGCCGUACAAAUGAAACUGGAGGAAUUCAAUCGGUAUCCAGACUUCAACAAUUAUCUCAUCUAUGUGCUGACGAAACUCAAAACAGAAGACGAGCCAACACGCUCGCUAAGCGGCCUAAUCCUAAAGAAUAACAUCCGCAUGCAUGGCAGUAAUCUGCAGCCGGAGAUCGUUGAGUACAUCAAACACGAAUGCCUGCAGGCGGUGGGCGAUACCUCGCCCCUAAUACGGGCCACAGUUGGCAUACUGAUCACGACGAUUGCCAGCAAUGGAGGCCUUCACAACUGGCCCCAGCUGCUGCCGUCGCUUUGUGAGAUGCUCGAUAAUCCGGACUUUAAUGUGUGCGAAGGUGCAUUUAGUGCUCUGCAGAAGAUCUGCGAAGAUUCUGCCGAGAUCCUGGACUCGGCUGCCCUGAACAGACCGCUGAACGUGAUGAUUCCCAAGUUCUUGCAGUACUUCAAGCACUCCAGCCCCAAGAUUCGUUCCCAUGCCAUUGCUUGCAUCAAUCAGUUCAUCAUCAAUCGCUCCCAGGCGCUGAUGAUCAAUAUUGACAGUUUCAUUGAGAAUCUGUUCCACUUGUCGUCCGAUGAGGAUCACGAGGUGCGCAAGAACGUUUGCCACGGACUGGUCAUGCUGCUCGAGGUGCGCAUGGAUCGAUUGAUGCCCCACAUGUCUCAGAUUAUUGAGUACAUGCUGCUGCGCACCCAAGACUCCGACGAGGGUGUAGCCCUGGAGGCAUCCGAGUUUUGGCUGUCGCUCGCCGAGCAGAGUAUCUGCAAGGAUGUGCUGGCACCCUAUCUGGCCCAGUUAGCGCCCAUUCUGGUGCGCGGCAUGAGGUACUCGGAGAUUGAUAUUAUCCUGCUAAAGGGCAAUGUGGAGGAGGAUGAUAUGGUGCCGGAUCGGGAAGAGGAUAUACGGCCGCGAUUCCACAAGUCCCGCACACACACGAUCAAGAGUGGCCAGGAGGCGGGCGGCGGCCAGGCGGGAGCCGCCGGCGAGGAUGAUGACGAUGAUUACGAUGAUGGCCUCGACGAUGACAGCUCGCUGUCGGAGUGGAAUCUACGCAAGUGCAGUGCGGCCGCUCUGGAUGUCCUGGCCAAUGUUUUCCGCGAGGAUUGUCUGCCCAUUGUGCUGCCCAUCCUGAAGGAGACGCUCUUUCACCAGGAGUGGGUGGUCAAGGAGAGCGGUGUCCUUGCCCUGGGCGCCAUUGCCGAGGGCUGUAUGCAGGGAAUGAUUCAACAUUUGCCGGAACUGAUUCCCUACCUUAUCAGCUGUCUGUCCGACAAGAAGGCCCUGGUGCGAUCCAUUACUUGCUGGACACUGUCGCGGUACGCCAAUUGGGUGGUCAAUCAGCCGCAUGAUCAAUACUUAAAGCCCCUGAUGGAGGAGCUGCUGAAGCGCAUCCUCGACUCGAACAAGCGCGUGCAGGAGGCCGCCUGUUCAGCCUUUGCCACCCUCGAGGAGGAGGCAUGCACGGAGCUGGUGCCAUAUCUGGAGUACAUCCUCAAGACGCUCGUCUUUGCCUUCUCCAAGUACCAGCACAAGAAUCUGCUGAUUCUGUACGAUGCCGUUGGCACUCUGGCUGAUUCUGUCGGCCAUCAUCUAAAUAAGUCGCAAUACAUAGACAUUCUGAUGCCGCCACUGAUCGACAAGUGGAAUCUGCUGAAGGACGACGACAAAGAUCUGUUCCCACUGCUAGAAUGCCUCUCGAGCAUUGCCACAGCCCUGCAAUCCGGCUUUUUACCCUACUGCGAUCCGGUCUACAGGCGCUGCAUAUCCCUGAUUGAGCAGACAAUUAACCAGGAAAUGCUUUGCAAACAGAAUCAGACAUUCGAUCAUCCGGACAAGGAGCGCAUGAUUGUGGCAUUGGAUCUGCUGUCGGGCCUAGCCGAGGGUCUGGAUCGUCACAUUGAGACACUGGUGGUGAACAGCAACAUCAUGCAUUUGCUCUAUCAGUGCAUGCAAGAUGUUCUCCCAGAGGUGCGCCAAUCGUCGUUCGCACUGCUAGGGGAUCUGACCAAGGCCUGUUUCCCCCAUGUGCAUCCCUUUAUGGCCGAAUUCUUUCCCAUUUUGGGCCAAAAUCUGAAUCCCGAUUUCAUUUCGGUGUGCAAUAAUGCCACUUGGGCCAUUGGAGAGAUUUGCAUGAAAUUGGGUGAGGAAACCAAGCAGUACAUACAUCUGGUACUCACCGAUCUGUUUGUUAUAAUCAAUCGCCCGAAUACGCCCAAGACACUGCUGGAGAACACAGCAAUAACAAUCGGUCGUCUAGGUUAUGUGUGCCCAGUUGAAGUGGCUCCUUAUUUGCCCGAAUUUGUACGACAGUGGUGCACAUCGUUGCGUCACAUCAGGGACAAUGAUGAGAAGGACUCGGCCUUUCGUGGCAUGUGUAAUAUGAUCACGGUGAAUCCAGCUGGCGUGGUGCCCGACUUCAUAUUCUUUUGCGAUGCCAUUGCCUCGUGGGUGAAUCCACCGCAAGAUUUGCAUCAAAUGAUACAAAAGAUUCUCCAUGGCUUCAAGACACAGGUGGGUGAAGAAAAUUGGCGUCGAUUUGUGGAACAAUUCCCGCCAACACUGGCCGAGCGCCUGGUCACCAUGUAUAACAUCUAAGCAGCAAACACAACAGCGGAGCGGAGUGGUGUGGUGCAGACACAGGAGACAGGAGUUCUAAAACUAGACAAUUAUGUACAAGCAUGCGUCGUCGUAGCAACGUUCAUGGCUUCGUCUUAAUCUUUAACACAGCCCUAAGUUAUCCGAUUCGAUGCUGUUCGAAUAUUACGUUAAUUAAUUGAAAUUGAAAACAGCAAAAAGAGAAGAAGAAAAAAAACACAUAAAUCCACAUAACCAUACGCAUAACCACACAUACCACAUAUACUAUAUCGAUAUAUAUAUAUAUAUCUUAUAGAGAUUGAGCUAGAUAUCCAGCAUGCACACAUAUAUCCAAGCUAAGAAAAAACAAAAAAAGUUGCAGAUCUUAGAUCUGGCAAGAGCUUCUUUAGGCAGUCCUGUACUGCCCUGUCCAGUCCGUCUGUUCAGCUCAAGUAUCAAUAGAAAAGCAGAAGUAUACCCAUAGAUAAAAAUUAUGUGUUCCGGGCGUACUUAACCGGAUUGGAGUGCUAUAGAGACAUACCCAAACAAUCCAACAGUACACUCAGCCACAGCCUCAAGAAAAAUAGGGAAAUUAAUAAUGGAAUGGGUAAACACACGGGUGUUAUCUCCAUGCGGUAAUUCAUGAAUAUAAAUAAUAAAUAAAUCAAAUCAAAUCGAUCGUCGAAACUCGUGUCGCGUUAAACAAUAAACGUAAACUGAAAGCGUUGGGCUAAUUGUGAAAUAAAAAUCAAAAAUAAUAAAUAAAAAUUGCAAAUGAAUAUUAUGGAAUACCAAAACACUUACAAAUCAAAAUAAAGACUGAUGUUAAAAAAAAA